GAAUCAACUAGUCAGGGAGCUGACUGACAGAGAUGUGUAGGUGUGAGCAGGGAGCAGUACUUGUGGCGGAAGGAACAUUUGCAAACUCAGUAAGGCCUAGGAGAAAAAAAAAAAUCAAUACUCUCGGUGUCCACAGUUCUCAGAAGCUGGGCAGUCUUGUGAGGAGUCACAGAAACCGGCCUGGCCUGGUGUCGCUUCCUCUUUCUGCUUCUCUGUUUCCUAACGACAACGUCAGCAUAAAUAGGAAGCUCCCGCGGCUCCCCAUCGCCUGGACACUCCGGCAGAAGAAGGCUCUGCUGUCCCACCACGAAGAGAGUCCCAGAGAGAGGAUUCACAAGAGCCGGGGACAUGGGUCUGGCCUGGCCUCCAGCCGGGGAAGAAGCCAAGAUUCCAAGCCAGUGAGGACCCCAGCCCCUGCCCAGCCCUGAAUCCACUUGUGCCGGCCACCUGCUUGCCCAGAGCUGCCUGAGAGAUGGUUGUGUCCCAGGGCCUGCUCCCUGUUGUCUUGCUGGCUCUGUUCUGGGGGCCCAGCGUGGCAGGGGCCCAUGAGACUGUCCCACUGCAGACCCUGAGCUGCUACAAUGACUACAAGAGCCUCAUCACCUGCAGGUGGGCAAACACUCAGGACGCCCAGGGGCUCAUCAACCUGACUCUCUACCGGAGGCUGAAUGAGGACCCUCCAAAGCCAGUGUCCUGUGAUCUCAGUAACGAGACGGCCUUGAUAGACCACCCCUGUCCCGCCUGUGUGUCCAGAAGAUGUGUCAUUCCAUAUGAGUUUUUCGUUAUUGCUGACAGAGACUACUUCUCAUUCCGACCAGACCGGCCCCUGGGCACCCAGCUCACCAUCACUCUGACCCAGCAUGUGCAGGCCCCGGCACCCAAGGACCUCCUGAUCAAUACUACCGGGGAGCGCUUCCUGCUGACCUGGACAGUGGCCCUUCUGGAUUCCCAGAGCCACUGGCUGUCCAACCUGGAGUAUGAGGUGGUCUACAAGCGGCUUCAGGACUCCUGGGAGGAGGCCUCCACCCUCUACUUGAGCUCCUCCCAGGCCGUCCUGGAGUCAGAACACCUCAUUCCCAGCAGCACCUACGUGGCCCGAGUGCGCACCCAUCUGGCCCCCAGCUCAGGGCUCUCGGGACGGCCCAGCCAGUGGAGCCCGGAGGUCCGCUGGCACUCGCAGACAGGGGACAAGGCCCAGCCCCAGAACCUCCAGUGCUUCUUCGAUGGGGCCGCCGUGCUCAGCUGCUCCUGGGAAGUGAGGUCCGAGGUGGCCAACUCAGUCUCCUUCGCCCUCUUCUACAAGGCCAGCCCCAACGCAGGGGAAGAAGAGUGCUCCCCAGUACUGAAGGAGGAGCUCCCUGGCCUCUACGUCCAGUACCGAUGCCAGAUUGCCGUGCCCGACCCCAGGAAGGACAGCCGGUACACCAUCUCCAUUCGGCCAAAGGAGGAGGAGAAGUUUAUAAAAAGCUCGGAAAACAUCCAGAUGGCUCAGCCGACACUCAAUGUGACCAAAAGCAGAGAUGGCUACACCCUGCACUGGACGGCACAGGAGAUGUUCUACAAGCACAUAGGUCACACCUUCCAGGUCCAGUACAAGAAGGCUACAGCCUCAAGGGAGGAGAGCAAGACAGAAACCCUCCAGAACACCCACAGCAUGUCGCUGCCGCCACUGGAGCCCUCCACCAGGUACCAGGCAAGAGUGAGGGUCAAGCCCACCCCCGGCGGCUAUGACGGCAUCUGGAGUGAGUGGAGUGAGGAGCUCUUCUGGGACACUGAAUGGGUGCUACCCAUGUGGGUCCUGGUUCUCAUCCUGGUCUUCACCACUGGGGCACUGCUCCCUGCCCUGCGCUGCUGUGGCAUGUAUGGGUACAGGCUGAACCAGAAGUGGGAGGAGAAAAUCCCCAACCCCAGCAAGAGCCACCUGUUCCAGAACGGGAGUGCCGGCCUCCAGCUCCCAGGCAGUAUAUCGGGGCUCAUCAGCAGGAGCCCCCCGCAUAAGGAGCCGCAGGGCAGCUUCAUCCUUGGGCUGGACAGCGCGUUCCCUGUAGACUACAGACACAGCGAGGUGUCGCCUCUCACCACGGAGGACCCAAAAGAUGCCUGUGAAUCACCAUCAGAGCCUGACACGACUCCAGCCUCCUUGGACCCGCACUCGGAGGAGGCCCCUGGCCCCCAGCUAGACCCAUCGGCCCCCGCAGGCAGGUCGGAGAGCCAGGCUUCCGGCUACGACUUCAAUGGCCCCUACCUGGGGCUCCCCCACAGCCACUCCCUGCCUGAUGUGCUGGGCCAGCCGGCACCCCCACAGGCAGGCCUGAGCCAGAAGCCGCAGCCUCCGGGGUCCCUGGAGUACCUGUGUCUGCCCGCAGGGGGGCAGGUGCAGCUGGUCCCGCUCGCCCAGGUGAUGGCCCAGGGCCAGGCCAUGGAUCGGGAGGGGAGCCCUGACCCGGGCAAGGAGGGGAGCCCCUCCCUGGAGUCAAGGGCAUGCCCCACCCCUUCAGCGCCUGGGUUGAUGGUAGGUGGUCAAGACCCAAAGAACAGCCCCAACCCGAAGGAUGGGACACUUGCAGCUCUGCCCACUGGCUCUGGGGCCCAUGAGGAUGGUCUUCUGGCCUCUGGCUAUGUCACCACUACAGACCUAGCACUCCCCUUGCCCACGGGGCUGCCAUCUGCCUCCACAGUUCACCUACUGCACCUGCCCACAGACCAGAGCCACAGCCUCCGUCCUGGAGUGGCUGGUGGGUCCCAUGCAGUCCCAGGCCCCGUGAAGCCAGAAGUUGAGGGCUAUGUGGAUGUCCCUCCAACCCCAGGCCAGUCUCCUAAGUCCCCUCUGGGCAGUCCUGCCCUUCCUCCAGCCAGCAGCCCCACCCUAAGCCCAGGGGAGCCCAGAGCAGAGGGGGUGCCCCCCUCCCCAUACCCCGAGGGGCUCCUGGUCCUACAGCAGGUGGGUGACUACUGCUUCCUCCCUGGCCUGGGCUCUGGUCUUCUCUCACCCCAGACAAAGCCCUCUUCCCCAGGACCCUAUCCUGAGAUCGGGGACCCCGACCAGGUGUCCCAGGCCAAGAAGGCCCUGGGCCAGGCCAUUCCCCAGAUGCCAGCCAUCCGGCACUUCAAGGCCCUCAAGCAGCAGGACUACCUAUCACUACCGCCCUGGGAUGUCGGCAGGCCUGGGGAGGUGUGCUGACACCUUCGAGCUCCUGGGGGACUGAGUGGAAGUUCUGUCUCCCCUUCCACUGGUCCCUCACCUCAUCCGCACUCCAUUCUGCAAAGCUGCAUUGGGGCUUCUGAGUUGGAGCAGAUAGAGGUGGGGAAAUGAGUCGGCCUCCUCUCUUCUAACUUGACCUUCAGCCAAUCGAUUUUCCUCUCCCCACUGCCUCCCUUUCUCUCUCACAGACAGGCGGACACAGACACGUGCACAUGUUUCUUUCAUGUUAACUUACUUUUAGGGUCCAAAGUAUUAGAGCUUCCUGUAUACCCAUUCUAUUUGCCCCUGAUUUUUUGUUUUUUGUUUUUGGGGGGUUUUAUGUUUUUUGUUUUUGUUU
Molecule: messenger RNA, 3539 nt
Organism: Enhydra lutris kenyoni (northern sea otter)
Lineage: Eukaryota; Metazoa; Chordata; Mammalia; Carnivora; Mustelidae
Gene: CSF2RB
Product: colony stimulating factor 2 receptor beta common subunit
Exons: 14
Coding region: 473-3181 (902 amino acids)
Biological process (GO): immunoglobulin mediated immune response; cytokine-mediated signaling pathway
Cellular component (GO): membrane; external side of plasma membrane
Molecular function (GO): cytokine receptor activity; protein binding
Source: RefSeq, a predicted model, not a curated record